AUGGUCGCGUUUCCAGAACCUGGCUGCGCCGGUGAAGGAUCGGGGACGGUGGACUUACAUGACGCCGGCUCCCAGGCCACGAUGGCAAGUGUUGACGGAGUUACGGCGCUGCAUACCGCGGCGAUUGACGGGUCGGAAGCAGCCACACGCCUACUCCUCGACGCCGGAGCCAAUGUUUCUGCCGUCAACUUCGACCAAGAGACGCCUCUGCACGUGGCGGCUAUGUUUGGGCAUGAAGCCGUUGUCAGGCUUCUCAUCGACUUCGGGGUUAAUGUUUCGGCGCCAAAUUGCUAUGGAAGCACAGCGCUACACGGUGCCGGCCUCCGCGGGCACGCAGCCGUCGUCAGGCUUCUCCUCGAUGCCAAAGCCAGCGUCCAUGCGGUGGACAACAACGGCGACUCGCCAUUGCUGUCCUCGGUAAGCGGCGGUCUUGCGGUAGUGGCCCAGCUGCUUGAUGCUGGAGCCGAUGUCUCGGCAACAGGCUAUGGUAGAGAGACGGCCCUGCAUCGAGCCGCGGCAUGGGAGUCCAGAGAUGUGGUGCAGCGACUUCUCGAUGUUGGAGCAGACAUCUCGGCAAGAUCGAACAAUGGAGAAACACCGCUGCACGAGGCUGUCACUUGGGGCCAAGGGGAUCGAGGGAAGCUACAGCUGCUGCUCGAUACCGGCGCUGAUGUAUCUGCCGUCACUGCCCAAGGGGAGACACCGUUGCAUCGUGCAGCCGCCGCGGGAGAUGGAAUAGCAGUUUCAGUGCUCCUGGAUGCCGGCGCCGACUUGACGAAAGCGAACCAAGACGGAAAGACGGCGCUCCAUCUCGCGGCAGGUCGAGGGGGUGAAAACGCCAUUACCGCUCUGCUGAAAGCCGGAGCCGAUGUGAGGGAGGCAACUGGAGACAGCGAGACGGCUUUGCAUCUCGUAGCGUCCAUUCCCGUGGAGAACCAAGGCUCGCGGAACAGCGCGCGGCUGUUGCUGGAGGCUGGCGCGGAUGUCUCGGCGACGAACAGCGACGGAGAGGUGGCACUCCAUUAUGCGGUUGCCCAGCGGCUUGAGAACACCACGCGCCUCAUCCUCAACGCCGGGGCCGAUGUCAUGGCGAGAACUCCCAACGGCAAGACACCGUUGCAUAUUGCAGCAACGAAAGGAUGGGAGCAGGGGACGCAGCUGCUGCUUGACAAGGGAGCCGACGUGUCAGCAACCACUGAUGACGGGAAGAUGCCGCUCCAUUUCGCGGCAGCCGGGGGGUGGGAAGAAGAGACACGGCUGCUCCUUGGAGCCGGGGCCAGUGUCGCUGCACAAACAGCUGCUGGCGAGACACCGCUGCACUGCGCAGUCACCCAGGGGCCGAAAUCGCAUCUUCCGCCGCUCUGGCCGGAACUGCAACCGGAUUUGCUGGACCAGAUGUCGCAAAGGGGCGUGGCGGUUAUACGGGCGCUCAUUGAUGCCGGGGCCAGCCCAGUCACGCCGACGACCGAGGGGGAGACGGCCUUGCAGCGCGCCGAGGCCUUGGGGUUGGACGCCGUGGCCGAGGUGCUUCGCCAAGCGGAGGCUGACGCCGUGGAGUUGUAG
Messenger RNA from Hirsutella rhossiliensis, 1563 nucleotides. Its product is annotated as ankyrin repeats (many copies) domain-containing protein. The coding region runs from base 1 to 1563 and encodes 520 amino acids. The transcript has a single exon. Gene Ontology annotation, cellular component: cytoplasm; nucleus. NCBI's taxonomy places the organism in Eukaryota, Fungi, Ascomycota, Sordariomycetes, Hypocreales, Ophiocordycipitaceae. Gene Ontology annotation, biological process: proteolysis. The record is from RefSeq and is a predicted model, not a curated record. Gene Ontology annotation, molecular function: aspartic-type endopeptidase activity; protein binding.